AGUGGAUAUCUUUUUAGAAAAACACCGGCCACCCCGAUAUCCACGUGACCCUUCACCCUAGAUGGCACCUUGUGUCCGCGCAUGACAAGGCAGACCAACGUGGGCACUGUCCAUUCGACCGGCAUCUCGUAUCGCUGUAAUGUCCGUAUGUUACUGGACCUAAGUCGUCUCCACUCCCUUUUGUGCUUGGUUCUACACCAUGUGUUCGUAUGGCUGCAGGUCUUUAAUGUAUAAUAAACAGUUUUGAAUCGCCCUACGAGUCGCCUUGUCCUUUAGUUUGUUCUGUGCCAAACCCACCACAGAAACUUGGUAGCACGAGUGGGGUCAGGAAGUGAGACAACACUGUUCGAUCAGAAGUCGUCUCAGAAUCUGCUUCCUGACAACCGAAACUAAGAAAGUGACAACCAGACGUAGAUGUCAACAAGUAACAGUUAGUUUUUUCUCGUUUCUGUACUUUCGAAUAUUUUCUAUUUUUUGUUUUCUUCUUUUUGUUUCAGGGUAGUUAGAUUUAGUUUAGUUUAUUUUAAUAUAAUUUGCUUAUAUUUUCUUAAUUGUGAUUUUACUUCGCUUGAACAUUGUUUCUGUUGAGAUAGAUUUCGUUAUUAGGUUACUAUUAUUGUUAGAGUUUCUUAAGACCUGCAGCCAGAUGGAGGGAAGUAUGGUGGAACCUAGUUCAUUGAAGGGGAGAGACGUGGGUCCCAUGUGCAGUGGAGGAGAGCCGGAGGGAAUGGAACGUGUCACUAAGGGGAUGUUGACUCGACUACAAGCUGAACUUGAGGCAUUGAAGCUGGCCUGUCAGCGCCCUCACUACAUUAUAGAACCUGCUAGAAAAAUUAGACAUUUCAGUGGGGAUGGCAGAAAUGAGGAAGUUUCAAUUGAAGAUUUCGUCAGAGAAAUAAGAGAUCUAUGGGAACUUCGGCCUUACCUCUCGCCUCAAGAGAAGACAGCAACCAUCAUUGCGAAUAUAAGUGGUCCAGCAAGAGUAGAGGUAGAUCUUCAGCCACCUCCUAUCAGAAGUGAUCCAGAAGCUCUGCUUGAUGCACUUACAUCUGCUUUUGAAGUAAUUAUACCGGUGCGAGAGGCAGAGAUUGCAUUUCUGAUGUCGCAGCAGAGAAAAAGUGAGUCGCUGCUUGAAUUUUCUCACCGACUAUUUAAGGAGUUUACAACGGCCAUCAGACAAGAACAAAGAGAAGGCUUAGAUUGCUUCAAGGAGGAAAGAUUGAGGGACCAAUAUGCCUAUGGAAUCAGUGAUCCUGACCUACGUAGAGAGCUGUUUAAGUUCAUGACGCAACAUCCCCAGACAAGCUUUCAAACGCUACGAAACUAUGCGUUCAAGUUGGAGAACCAGAACAAAGAUGCAGUUCGAGCCCAAGAACAUUGGCCUGAAGUUCUCUUAGCACAGUUCGCCAAACUAGAGAAGCAACUUGAAGAGAUAAAGGGGUCCGGGUAUAACAGUCGGCCAAGUUCAAGGAACCCACUCUCUAGUCAACAGCAUAGUCAACGCAGACCAACACAAAGACACAUGGAACAUAGCCAUCAAAACAGAAGUCGACCAACAGCACCACCGGGUCUUUUGUGGACGAGGACCAAGAGAGGAUUCUUCCCAUACACUGAUGAUGGAUCACCAGUCUGCACCCAGUGCUGGGAAGUUGGACAUGUAAGGCGUCACUGUCAGCAAUCACCACAACUCACAGCUGAGGUUCAAUCUGUGUGCAAUAGUGAACCCAUUGUUUCACAGCCAACCCACCAAGUAGAACAACGAACCAAUGAGCCACAAGCUGAUGCAAUGUACAAUACAGAUGCAAGUCACUCAAUUCUAACAUCGAGAAAUAGAAACUUUAACACUGGGCAGCCAAACAAGAACAGGCAUAACAGAGUCCGGAGGCCAGAUAGACAAAGAAGAAACUACAGGCAUUUUAACCAGCCACAAAGACGAUUUCACUCACUGCUCCCUAUCACACUUUCUACAGCUUCCCAGUCAUUAUGUUUAGAGAAAGACAGACCACUCUGUAUGACCGAUGGAACCAGCACGUUACAAACUGGAAAGAUGCUUGUCGUUCCAGAAGACACUGACAAGAAACAGUUGUUUCAGUUUUCAGAAACCUACUAGGCUGAACGCCCCGGGACGGGUCGUUUCAAGCUAGGGGCUCUGUAGUGGAGUGGAUAUCUUUUUAGAAAAACACCGGCCACCCCGAUAUCCACGUGACCCUUCACCCUAGAUGGCACCUUGUGUCCGCGCAUGACAAGGCAGACCAACGUGGGCACUGUCCAUUCGACCGGCAUCUCGUAUCGCUGUAAUGUCCGUAUGUUACUGGACCUAAGUCGUCUCCACUCCCUUUUGUGCUUGGUUCUACACCAUGUGUUCGUAUGGCUGCAGGUAAUCACAUUUUACUUAUUCAUAUUAGCUUGUAAAUUUAAUUACCGGUAGUAGUUUAUGUAGAAUAUCACUACCGCGGUUUUUGUUCAUGUUGGACUAUUCUUAUUUUUAGAAGCCAGCAUGUAGAUGAAUUCAUUUAUUGAAAUGCGUACCUGUAGUAUUCUAUAUAGAAUGUGAACUGUCCAUUUUGUAAAUGUAUUUUUACAACAAGUGUUUAGAUACUGGCUUUUAAGAAACAUUGUAUUUGUGAGUGUAUAGAUUUGUUCUAUUUAAUUGUUGUAGUUUUUUGUAAGGAAAGUAAAGAGCGAAACUCUUCAAACAAUGUAUAUUAGUUUUAUGUAGAACAACUAGUUGAUUUAUUUUCAGAGAACUACAUUGUCUUUUAUUUUUAUAAUGUUUCGGGUGUUCCAUAUCUCUCUUGUGUUUGUAUAAGAGAGGUUGGUUUACACUAUAUGAUUUUCUUUUCGUUUUUUGUUAAGAUUUAGUAUUUAGACUUUGAUGUUGUGUGAACAACUUGGUCUAACCAUUUAGGCUUAUUAAUUAUGUUUAGUUUAUGUUUAGUUUAUGUUUAUUUGUAAUUAUGUUUUAUGUUUGCC
Molecule: messenger RNA, 2973 nt
Organism: Biomphalaria glabrata
Lineage: Eukaryota; Metazoa; Mollusca; Gastropoda; Planorbidae
Exons: 2
Coding region: 647-2110 (487 amino acids)
Source: RefSeq, a predicted model, not a curated record